AUGUCGGCGGCGGGCGCGGGCGGGCGAGCAGCGGGACUGGCGGCGGGGCUGGCGGGGCUGGUGGCGCGGCCGCUCGGCGCGGCGGAGCCGCUGUCGCUGGGCUCGCUGCAGGGGAAGGUGCUGCUGGUGGUGAACGUGGCGUCGCUCUGAGGCACCACCACCCGCGACUACCUGCAGCUCAACGAGCUGCAGCAGCGCUACGGGCCCCGCGGGCUCCAGGUGCUCGGCUUCCCCUGCAACCAGUUCGGCCACCAGGAAAAUGGCACCAACGAUGAGAUCCUGCCCAUGCUGGAGCACGUUCGUCCUGGCAACGGGUUCAAGCCCAAUUUCAUCAUGUUCGAGAAGUGCGAGGUGAACGGAAAGGACGCGCACCCGCUCUUCACGUUCCUGAAAGAGGCGCUGCCCUUCCCGCACGACGACCCCUCCUCGCUGAUGACCAACCCGCAGUACAUCAUCUGGUCCCCGGUCUGCCGCAACGACAUCGCCUGGAACUUCGAGAAGUUCCUCAUCGGCCCCGACGGGGUGCCCUUCAAACGCUACAGCCGGCGUUUCGAAACCAUCAAGAUCCAGGACGACAUCGAGUUGCUUCUGCAGAAGGCUCCCUAGAAAGUCCUCUGCCCAUUCCCCUCGCUCCCUGCUCCCCUCACUGUGCACCUGCUUAUUUUUCUCACAGGGAGCUGCUGCUCUGGCAGAAAUCCCAAUGUCUCGUGCAGGUUUUGCUUAUGAUGGCGCAUCUUCCAAAUCCUUGAAGUGUACCUGAUGUUUUCAAAAGUUGCACGGGAAUGUUUGGGAAGCUAAGCCAGGGCAAGCAGCUGUGAAUCUCAGUACCUUACUGUGAUUCUCUGAAUAAAAAAAUGUGUACUUUCUUUAA
Messenger RNA from Pipra filicauda (Wire-tailed manakin), 871 nucleotides. It is a transcript of the gene GPX1, whose product is annotated as glutathione peroxidase 1. Gene Ontology annotation, molecular function: glutathione peroxidase activity. Gene Ontology annotation, biological process: response to hydrogen peroxide; glutathione metabolic process; response to selenium ion. Gene Ontology annotation, cellular component: cytosol; mitochondrion. The record is from RefSeq and is a predicted model, not a curated record. The transcript is spliced from 2 exons. Lineage: Eukaryota; Metazoa; Chordata; Aves; Passeriformes; Pipridae.